Echinococcus granulosus is the source of this 2181-nucleotide messenger RNA. RefSeq lists its product as hypothetical. The transcript is spliced from 7 exons. NCBI's taxonomy places the organism in Eukaryota, Metazoa, Platyhelminthes, Cestoda, Cyclophyllidea, Taeniidae. The record is from RefSeq and is a predicted model, not a curated record. The coding region runs from base 1 to 2181 and encodes 726 amino acids.
AUGGUUGCUCGCACAGCCGACGUCUGUGUGGAGGAAGGAGGAGGUACUGAUAAGGCCUCACCUACGCAAUCCCCUCUCCCCUAUACACUCCUUUUAACCGAGCCUAGUUGCGGUAGUAACUGCAUUGAAAAUUGCGUUGCUGAAGUUCUGCGUGGAAUACUCCAGCUCAGUGAUAUUCGCUUUAAUCGUGCAUCAGGCAACGGGGUGGGAUUUAGACCCGCCCUUUCCACUAUGCCCAUCAUAAAACUGUCUGGGGACUUGGGUGUGCCAUAUGCCAUGCCAGGCAGCAUGGCGGUAGGAUGUGGUCGGGGUCCCCUCCGCAACCACGAGGAAGGCUUUUGUCGUUUAGUUGCUACACGAAAACCGGAGCUGCCCAAGAGGUCCGAAGUCUCCUCUCGCCGCGCUGCCCCGUCUUGCACACUGAACGGUGCGCUAUACUACCGCUACAAGCCGCGCAAAUGGUGUCGCCUCGGGCACUGCCUCUUGACGCCGGACGCGCACCUCCUCGGUUUCCGCUCUCCCCAUGCCGCGCUCACCUCGCCGGCUGUAAGCCUCUUUGUAGCCGCUGCCUCCACCAUGGCGGUGUAUGCGGGUCGCGAGUCGGGCAUGCAACACGUCUUCAAGGUCACGCAUACUGCCGGCGUCAGUACUGCUCCUGGCACCGGUACUGUCGCCGCUGCUGCGACAGUUCAUGGCGGCGGAGGUCGGGCUCUCGUGUUCGCUGCAGACUGUGAAGUGGAGGCCCUGGCUUGGAUCGCCGUUAGUCUCCUCUUUCUUCGUUCCUUUACUGUUACUAAUUUUCUAGAGGGUCCAGGUCUAUCGUUUGGGGGGUCGCAAAUAAACCAGUACGCACAAGGCAUCACACCAAGUCGCGCUGAGUCGUUCAUCGGCCACUACUGUCGUCAGGCCCACCGUCAGCACCGUCGUCGUUCCAGUGAUGUGGUGGAUGCGCUCUCCCUCACCGACUUCGCACGAACUGCUUCCACGAUGUCAGCGGCGUCACGACGAAAAAGCAUGGCUGGCGUGGAGUCCCGUCCCCACAGUCUCUUUCUACCUCCCAUCCAGGCAUCACCAACUUUUCUUGGUGGGGUAGAGAUGACGCUGCCACAACGACAGCAACCGCCACCACCUCCACUGCCUCCACCUAACGCUUUUGAUGCCAAUCAGGAGGACAGCGGAUUUUCGGGUUUGAUUUCCUCGAGCAGCUCCGCCACCGAUGGAACUAAUGGAGAGGCCUCUGAUCAGAGGAAUUCCUCGCUAGUGGCUACCAGUGUUGUCAAUCCCUCUCCUUAUCAUCGCCAAAGCAUAUUCUCCAUCACCUCCACAUCUGUCUCGACCUACGAUCUUUUUCAAUCCCGAGCUUCAGGGUUGUUCUCCUCGGUUCGCAAGAAGGUAGUCGACUCGUUGAAUCUCCCGAAACGACGAUCACUUAUCCUGCCUCCUCGGCCAUCGGAUGGUCUGGAAAUGGCUGAAUCUUCGUCGCCUCCGACGCUGACGACAAGAAGGUUUGGAUGGACGCAGCUUGAAGCGGUGGUUGGAAGUGAUGGGCCUGGUGGUUGGGUUGGUUCCAUGACUUCACCGAGGACGCGAGCCUGGCACAGUGUUCGGGGUUUGACGGGAAAGAUGGCAAUACAGCAUCAGGCGAUGAAGUCAUCGUCAUCAACAUCGUCUUCGUCAGCGAAUACGAGCUUGGAUGAAUCGGUGCUGGCGGGCGACAUCUUUAUCUCCAUUCCUGGUCGCCUCUCGUGGACACGUCGGUAUUGCGUGUUGCAUGCCUCUAUUUUGGAGAUUUACGCCUCUACAUUGGGCGUGGAAUGUGGCAACAGCAAUUCAUCGCCUCGUCCUUCUCUUCCUCCCCUCCUCCUCAGUCUGCCAUUGCAGCCGGGCGUAGUGGAAGUUGCCCCAGCCGCGGAUAAACGCCACCCCUCUGCUGUCCGUCUGUCCGCACCAUCUCUUACGCCCCUGCUGCUGCUCCUUGAUGCUGGCGACACUGUAGUGAUGGGUCGGUGGAUCCGAGCUAUCAUUGAGGCUCUAGGGCACAUUACUCCGUCCAAUCCCGUUUCGAAUGCCUCUAGUGUGGCUGGCGCUACUACCCCAUCAAUGAAUGGCGACUCAUCUACUCAGGCUUCGUCGAAUCCUCUUGGAGGUGUUUAUUCACCAACCCAAGGUCUUAAAGUCUAG